CACUGUUUGGGCGCAUCGCGAAGCUACAGUCAUUACAGAUUCAACAUAUCACGCCGCCAUGCUUCCCAGACAAUCGUAUGCGCCUAUGCCGCAUAGCUAUGUUCCUAAUACAAGCCUAUCUGCCACAAUAAAUCUCGACGAGGAAGCCAAGCUCACAACGACUCGUGCCGAGCGAGAUCUCCAGGAUUCCCUGGCCGAAAUAUUCAGCAUUAUAGUUACUUUAGAUGAGCUGGAGAAGGCAUUCUUGAAAGAUGCCAUUCCUGAAGCAGAAUACACAGAGAUUUGCGAACGCUCGCUACGACAAUACAAAGCGCUGCUAACCGACGAGACAAUCGCUAAAGAAUUUGGUGGACUUGAAGAGUUUAAAGCAAAGUGGGAUCUGGAAGCACCUCGAGCUACCGAACGACUGCGCGUCGGCCUCCCAUCCACGACAGUCACGGCCGGAUCAGCAGCACCAGCAGCAGCGCCAUCAGCGGCGGCCACAUCUAAUACAAGCGGUGUUCUUAUUCUCGAAGCGACACAAGAAUUCAUUACCUUUCUGGAUGCUGUCAAGCUCGGUCUCCUCUCCAAGGACCAGCUGCACCCCUUGCUUUCCGACGUCAUCCAGUCGGUAAACCGAGUAACCGACAAGGACUUUGAAAAUAGAGGCAAGAUUGUACAAUGGCUGAUUACGCUCAAUCAAAUGAAAGCCACCGAGGAGCUGAGUGAAUCUCAAGCGCGAGAGUUGGAGUUGGAUAUUCAGCAGGCGUACCAAGGCUUUAGACGCACCUUGACGUGAUGGCGAUGUUUCCACGCAACGAAACUCAUGAUAUAUUCUAUACGAUACCAAUGUAUGAUGUAUAAAAACCAAAGAUAUUAUAAAACUCAUAAUCAUAUCCCAAGUAACUCCCAUACCUUGUGCUAUAUCGUAUGUCUAUACCAAGAACGUCCAAAAACUAGGAUACACAAACUCCUCUUCAAAGAUCCGCCUUACUUGCUCUAGCACGAACUUUUCGACCUUGCCCACGUUUUUGAGACUCUGCUUGCCACUUUCACGCUCACCAAUUUCACUAUCUACUUUAAUCUCUUGCAAUAGACCGCCAAAUCGGGGUUUAUGCUUCGACGCUCCUGUUCCCUUUUCGCCUUCCGCGUCUUCAGUAGAAUCUGGCCCGACGGCCGUCAUGGCAUCCUCGGGGCUAAGAAAGCAGAAGUGAAUGCGCUUGCGUAUAUGAGCCAGCACACCUACUCCGUCAAACGAAAGCCCAGUAAUGUUCAGCUUCAAAGGGAUACCCACAAAGCUAGGCAUGGGAUAGUCGAGCAGGAUCUCUGCCGUUAAGUUCAAGCGGAUAUCUCCCGAAUACUGUAUUCUAAAGACUGCUUGGACAUCCUCCACUCUAGGCUCUUUUCUUUGGACCCGCGGCGGCACAGGGGGUACGGUAUGUGUGUCGUCUUCCUCUUCGUCAUCGUCCACUAUAGCAGAUUCUCCUGCGGGUGUGUCUCUUGUAGGCGGCCGUGAUGUGCCCACUGAUGUUGGCGCAAGCGUCGAUACACUCGACUUUUCUCGUAGACUAUUGGUUGAUGGUAUACUAGAUGGAAAGUUGUCGACGGAGAUGCUACUGAGCGAUGCGUGGCGGCUGUGACUAGGAACGAAUUGCGACGGGUCAAGGCCAGUGCCCAUCCAGUUGUUUCCGUGAUGCGCACCAGCAACCGCCGCCAGCGGCGUAUGGCUACCCGUGCCCAUGUGGUUGUGAAAGUAUCCCAGACCGGGCCCGCCCAGUAUUCCAGGCGUUGAUGUCCCAAAGAAAGGCGCCCCCAUGUCGUGGCCGGCCAUGUCGUGUCUCAUGUCUGAUUUGUCUUGCUUCCUUGCUGAUUGCGCCGCAUGGUGUCUCUCUCGCUCUGCGGCGUGCUCGUCCUCUUCGAAAUCAUCGUCGCUCUCGUCAUCCCCAAGCUCCUGUUCGUAGAAAUCAGGAAGCGGGUUGGUGAUGUCCUUGAGCUCGAGUUCAGGCGGCGUCUUGCCAAAGUCGAAGCCGUGGACGGUGACGGACUUGAUGAAGCGUGGCAGCGGCACAGCUUGGAAUUUAUCGUGAAUGAAGAUGCGUAUGCUCUCCGCCAAUGCCUCGCCGUCCGGGCCGCUGGUCAGAGUCUCCCAAUUCAAGUCUAUCGACAUUUGUCCGGGUUUCGCGAUGAGCUGCUCAUGUGACGUUGGUACACUGCGCAGCUAACAUUGGAGUUGGCGUUGUUGAUGGUUGUGGUGGGGACGCAUCAUAUGACGACGGGCAAGCACAGCAACGUUCACCCCGG
This is a messenger RNA of [Torrubiella] hemipterigena, 2280 nucleotides long. NCBI's taxonomy places the organism in Eukaryota, Fungi, Ascomycota, Sordariomycetes, Hypocreales, Clavicipitaceae. The record is from the annotation of a GenBank genome assembly.